GGCGAAACACGUAAAUAUUCCAAACCCAAACUCCUAUAAACCAUUAAACCUACUCCUUCCCUCACCCAAAUCCUAUCAGCAGCGCCGCUCAUCUGCUUCUCUUCUCCUUCUCUUGCCUUUCCAGGUUCCAAACUCUCGUUCUUCCUCCAGCUCCUAUCCUUUAACAGGAAAUGGCAGUUACAUUCAACGACUUGGGUUCUGCUGCCGGCUUGAAGAAGCUCGAUGAGUAUCUCCUCACUCGCAGUUACAUCUCUGGAUACCAAGCUUCAAAGGAUGAUAUCACCGUCUACACAGCUCUAUCUGGGGCCCCAUCGUCUAGCUAUCUGAAUGUUUCUCGAUGGUACAAACACAUCGAUGCCCUUUUGAGGAUCUCAGGUGUUUCUGAAGAAGGCUGUGGUGUGACUGUUGAGGGAUUUGCUCCCGCUGAGGCUGUGGCCACUCCUCCAACUGCAGAUUCAAAGGCUGCAGCUGCUGAAGAUGAUGACGAUGAUGAUGUAGACUUGUUUGGUGAAGAGACUGAGGAGGAAAAGAAGGCAGCUGAAGAACGUGCAGCUGCAGUUAAGGCCUCUUCCAAGAAGAAAGAAUCCGGAAAGUCCUCGGUAUUAUUGGAUAUUAAGCCAUGGGACGAUGAGACAGACAUGAAAAAGCUUGAAGAAGCAGUAAGAAGUGUUCAAAUGGAAGGACUACUUUGGGGAGCUUCUAAGCUUGUGCCUGUUGGUUACGGAAUCAAGAAAUUGCAAAUUAUGAUGACAAUUGUGGAUGAUUUAGUGUCGGUUGAUACUCUGAUUGAGGAACAUCUUACAGUGGAACCAAUUAAUGAAUACGUUCAGAGCUGUGAUAUUGUUGCAUUUAACAAAAUAUAAACUAUUUUGGGAUGCUGCAAUAGUAGUUUCUUGAGGAGUCCUUCAAAUUUAAGAUUUUCAUGUUUUCUUGUUCUGCUAGAACUUUAAUUUAUUGUGUUGGUUAUUGUUUUUUGUUUUGCUAGAACUCAAUUUAUUGUGCUGGCUUUUAUUAUCUUAUUUAUAAAAGAAACAAUUAUUCAUAA
Messenger RNA from Gossypium raimondii (Peruvian cotton), 1045 nucleotides. RefSeq names its product elongation factor 1-delta. The record is from RefSeq and is a predicted model, not a curated record. Gene Ontology annotation, cellular component: cytosol; eukaryotic translation elongation factor 1 complex. NCBI's taxonomy places the organism in Eukaryota, Viridiplantae, Streptophyta, Magnoliopsida, Malvales, Malvaceae. Gene Ontology annotation, molecular function: guanyl-nucleotide exchange factor activity; translation elongation factor activity. The transcript has 8 exons. Gene Ontology annotation, biological process: translational elongation. Bases 171 to 863 code for a protein of 230 amino acids.